GUAUAAGGUAUAAGUAGUACUUAAGUCAAGUGUAGAAUAACGUCCAUAAGCGCAAGUAUAUAUUUGGAAUUGAAGUUGAUAACUUUUCGAUUCGUAUCUUAUAUAUCUAACGAUAAACUUUAGAUUUCUCUUGCCGAGAAACUUAUCGGGAGAGAUGUCUACUGAAUUGGUUGAGGUUACAUCUAAAGAGAUAACCCGUGCAAUAUCGCAAGAUUCUGAAUAUGAUGACACUUUGGAAGUACCUGACUCAUUAGAAAUAACGAUUGAUGAGAAUGGAGAGACAAUACAAAUUAGUAAAGAAGAAAUAGAAUGCACGAAUAAUAAAGAAGAAACCCUUGAUAUAAUACCCUUCACUGUUAUACAUAAUCUACCAACAAAAUUCAAAAAUCAAAACUGUCAUGUGUUUAUACCUGGUGAAGAAGUGCAAGUAAGAAUUAUAGAUAAUGAACGCAGUGUGACCACGCAUCCUUUGAAUCCAAAUCUAUAUACUAUAGAAUUUAAACAUGGACCUUUUGUCUGGAUUAUUAAAAAGCGAUACAAACAUAUUCAGUACCUGCAUAAUCAAUUGAAAAUAUAUCGUGCCAGUUUGAACAUACCUUUCCCUAUAUAUAUAUAUAAAUCUUUAAAAAAUAUAAUUAGAUGUUUUUAUAGAUUUCCUAAUAAGCCUGACAUUCUAGUACCUUAUGAACAGUUAAAUCAUAGAAGAAAGGAAUUAGAAGAUUAUUUAUAUAAUUUACUUAAUAUAGAAAUCUACAGACGUCAUCCUGAAACUAUCAAUUUUUUGGAUAUUUCACGAUUGUCUUUCGUAGCUGAUUUAGGAAUGAAAGGGAAAGAAGGUACAAUUUUGAAACGGACUGGAUCAGGUGCUAAAACCAGAUGUAAUUUCUGUGGUUUAUUUGAAUGUGGCUUUUGUAUCAAGUGCAAUUAUCUAUGCACCUCUCUUUGUGGCAAAUGGCAUAAAAGACAUCUCAUUGUUAAGGAAACCUUUGUUGCAUAUCUUACUCAAGAUGGAAGAAUAAAAUCUGUUAUUUUAAUGGAUAAUGGUUUUGGGAUCAGUUUUGGAAUAUAUAGUACAGGUUCACGAAGUGGGAUACAGAUUGCAAAUCUGAGUAGGCACAUAGUUAUCAAGUGUUGGACGAAACGAAAAGCUAAGGAAUGGAUGGAGUUUAUACAGGAAAUUAGUAACAGCAAAGGUAAAGAUUUUAUACAAACAAAUCCACAUAAUUCAUUUGCUCCAUACCGUUCAUCUAUAUUCGCAACCUGGUUUGUGGACGGAGCCGAUUAUAUGGCUGCUGUGGCUGAUGCAUUAGAAAACGCCAAAGAGGAAAUUUUUAUUGCAGAUUGGUGGCUUUCACCAGAAAUUCAUAUGAAAAGACCAAUGCUUAAUGGAGAUCAUUGGCGACUAGAUAAAAUUUUACAAAGAAAAGCGUUUGAAGGUGUCAAAGUGUUCAUAUUAAUAUAUAAGGAAAUUGAAGUUGCUUUAGGCAUAAACAGUUACUACAGCAAACAAAGACUUGUGGAGCAAUGUCCUGAAAAUAUAAAAGUAUUAAGGCACCCAGAUCAUGCAAGGGCAGGCGUUUUUCUUUGGGCUCAUCAUGAAAAAAUCGUAGUUGUUGAUCAAUCUCUAGCGUUUCUCGGUGGUAUCGAUUUAUGUUAUGGUAGAUGGGAUAAUAGCGAACACAGAUUGAUAGAUUUAGAAUCCAUUCAUCAGUCAAGUAUCUAUAUUCCUUCGAAAGACAAGUUAACUAAUACUAGCAGUAAAAAAGUAUUAACAACCUUUAACACAGAUAGACACGUGUUACUACCACUAGCGAUCGCAACGAAUACUAUCGCUAUGGUAACCGCGAGAUCCAUGCCUCUGUUGCCAAUGAUAUAUAUGGAUAAUAAAAUACAGAAGGCUCAAACGUCAACGUUGCCAAUGGAUAAUUCACUUUUUAUGAUGCAAGAAACAGAAGAUAACAUAAAGUGUAAUACUCCUGAAUUACAAAGAAAAAAUUUAUUUGAUGUGGCGAAAACAACCGUCGAUAAAAUGAAAAACACUGUAAGAGUAAAGAGACAGGAAUUAAUUAAUAUGAUGUAUAGUUCUCAUGAAGCAGGCGCCAAUGAAGACAUCGACAACGAACAGGUACUAUCGGAAUGUGAAGAUACAGUGGAUUAUGUCUGCAAUUUAAAACCCACGACAAAAUUGUGGCUUGGUAAAGACUAUACAAAUUUCAUUGUUAAAGACUUUAAUGAUCUUGAAAAGCCAUAUCAGGAUCUAGUAGAUAGAACUACUACUCCUAGGAUGCCAUGGCAUGAUAUAGGAAUUUUAGUACAGAAUUCUGCUGCUAGAGAUGUAGCCAGGCAUUUUAUACAACGUUGGAAUGCUGUAAAACUAGAAAAAGCAAAUCUGAAUCCAUGUUAUCCUUAUUUAUUACCAAAAUCAUACAAGCACUGCAGGAGUUAUGCUCCAUUUAUCAAAGAAGCAAAUAAGUACAAUGUCAAGUGUCAAGUAUUACGAUCAGUGAGUUCUUGGUCAGCUGGUUUCCUUGACCCGGAAACCGUAGAGCAGAGUAUACAAGAAGCUUAUAUCCAUGCCAUCAAUAAAGCAGAAAGAUAUAUAUACAUAGAAAAUCAAUUUUUUAUAACACUUACCUCUAUGGAUAAAGGUAGUGUAAAAAAUCGAAUUGGUGAGACAUUAUUAAAAAGAAUCUUGAGAGCGCACAGAGAAGGCUCGGUGUUUAGGGUAUUUGUCGUAAUGCCUUUAUUGCCAGGUUUUGAAGGAGAAGUUGGGGGACCAAGCGGAACGGCGUUACGGGCGAUAACACAUUGGAAUUAUGCUUCUAUAUCGAGGGGAAAGGAUGCUAUUUUAAAUCAACUUAUAGAAGCAGGUAUAGAAGAUCCUAGUGAAUACAUUACGUUUCAUGGCUUGAGGACACAUUCCAUGUUAAAUGGUACAAUGGUAACAGAACUUAUCUAUGUUCACAGCAAAUUAAUAAUAAUAGAUGAUAACACAGUAAUAUGUGGGUCAGCUAAUAUAAAUGACAGAAGUAUGGUUGCUACAAGAGAUAGUGAGAUAGCCAUGAUAAUUCAUGUAAGUAUAUAUUUACCAUUACCAUUACAAUAAAUACUGUUUGUUGCA
Molecule: messenger RNA, 3121 nt
Organism: Formica exsecta
Lineage: Eukaryota; Metazoa; Arthropoda; Insecta; Hymenoptera; Formicidae
Gene: Pld
Product: phospholipase D2-like
Biological process (GO): cell motility; intracellular signal transduction; phosphatidic acid biosynthetic process
Molecular function (GO): phosphatidylinositol binding; D-type glycerophospholipase activity
Source: RefSeq, a predicted model, not a curated record